Molecule: messenger RNA, 483 nt
Organism: Meloidogyne enterolobii
Lineage: Eukaryota; Metazoa; Nematoda; Chromadorea; Rhabditida; Meloidogynidae
Source: the annotation of a GenBank genome assembly
AUGAUUAAUUUUAUUGGUAAAUUUAUCUUAUAUUCUAUCAUUCUAUUUAAUACACAAUGCAUCGGAAAAAAAGUUAGCGUUGAGGUUCAUAUCAAAAAUGAUUGGGAAGAAAAAAGAGAAUUUAUUUAUUUAAAAAAUGUUGAAAAAAAUGAGCGUUUUGUAUUGAAGACAAUUGAAAAAUCGAAUAAUCGAUUUCGCAGUUCUAAUUAUAAUAUGGAGAGAUUUUUGCGUCCAUUUGAAUUAAACCAAAAUAAAAAUAUUUUUACUGUUGAAAUAAAUGAUAGAACUCAUACUCAAUGUUUUGUUCUAAAAGAGAGAGUCGUGCUUGAACUUGCCAAAAAUGAAAUUAUUUUACAUAUUAUACCAGGAUUUGAAAAACGGGUAUUUAUAUUUAUUUUUAUAUUUAUAUAUGUAUUAUCAUAUGCUACGAUUUCCUGUUUCCCGUUCACGUUUUUUCAAAAUUCCUUCUCUAAUUGAGAUUGC